Phanerochaete carnosa HHB-10118-sp is the source of this 1281-nucleotide messenger RNA. RefSeq lists its product as uncharacterized. The transcript has 3 exons. Bases 248 to 949 code for a protein of 233 amino acids. The record is from RefSeq and is a predicted model, not a curated record. NCBI's taxonomy places the organism in Eukaryota, Fungi, Basidiomycota, Agaricomycetes, Polyporales, Phanerochaetaceae.
GCACAAGCGCACGUGUUCUGUCGCCCACAUCGAGCCUUAUGAGCACGCCACCGCUCUCUCCAACAAGCUCAGUGAGCAGCCAGUUCUCGACAAAGGAUUCCCUCACCACCGUGGCAUCCAACGACCAUGGCCGCUACAGUCGCACGUGGGAAUUCGGCUCUGAGCUCUUCUCGCUGACGCCGCCGGGUUCGCCGACCAGGCCGAAGCCGAUGAAGCUCAAGAUGCUCGCGGCGAGGAAGAGGCGACAAUGCUGGGGUUCAGCUCAUUGGCGCCCAUGUAUCCUGAAGUUGGCAAGCAAGCGAGCAAGGUCCACGUCCGCACCGAGGAGAUGCCUCGCGCCCGCGAGGCGCUCCCUAGGCCGGCUAGCUCCUCUCCUCCACCAACACUGGCGUCGAGCACGCGGCAACAAAUUCACGAGGAGUUUAUUGCGCUACUUACGUCCGGGGAUAGGAGCCGCUACGGCCGCGCCCAACAAGUUAAUUCGAAGUUUCGUACGCCGCUCGCCCCGCCCGCCGAACCUUCAAGACCGGCGAAACUCGAUGCGUUGGCCGUAUACGAGGCUAAGAUGGACGUGGAGGACAAGGCGUUCCCGCCGAUGCGCACAGAGCCCGAACCAAAGAAGAAGGCCAUCGAGGUUUCAGUCCGUGAAGUCCCGUACUAUAGUGGGUCGAUGAAAGGCGCUUUCGCUUCGAGUGACGAGCCCCGCUAUGUGUUCCCCCGCGUCCGCGACACGUACAAUCAGGCCCCAAGCUCGUACACGAGCUUGCUCAGCGAACUGGACGACUACCUGUUGAGCCUGUCCCCUGCCGCAAGCGACCCUCGCACAGCAAGCGUGUACGGCCACCGAUCCUCCACGCACGUUGUGGCUCGAGAGUGGAAGACCGUCGAGGAGUACGCCGCCUUCGUCCAGAACAUUCUCGCAGACUCGAAGACCCGUUACCGUCCCUAAGCGAGCAAGAGGAUCCUCGAACGCAGUGCGACACCCAGACUGAACUCGACCAGCCGAAGGCAACAGACGGCACGGAAAGCGAGACGGCUGCCUUCAAGAAACCAAGCGGCUUGCGAGACGCGGUUACUCGAGCGGCGCCUCGGGGCUUGAGUCUGCCGUGGAAGAAGUCGAUGAAGCAGGGUCUUCAGAAGGUCAAGCGGUGGAUCAGGAUUAUCGGGUCAAAGAAGCCUUCAUUGGCCGACGCGGCCGAAUGAACGGGUUGAUGCUCUGGAAGGAAUGGAUUCCGUGAGUUUUCCUUGAGCUGUGGUGUUGUGUACGGGUCACUUAGGGAG